GUUGUCUGGCUGAGGAUUGUGGGCAGCUGCUGGGCUUGAGAUAAGAGAGGAAAAGAAAAAAAAUCCCAUAAGGUAGAGAGAGAAAGAAGAGAGAGAGAGAGAGAGAGAGAUGGGGAGAGGAAAGGUGGAACUGAAGAGGAUAGAGAAUAAGAUAAACAGACAAGUUACGUUCUCAAAGAGGAGAGGUGGAUUGGUGAAGAAAGCUCAUGAAAUCUCUGUGCUCUGUGAUGCAGAAGUGGGCUUGAUUGUCUUCUCCCAUAAGGGAAAGCUUUUUGAAUACUCAACUGAUUCCUGCAUGGAGAAGAUUCUGGAGCGAUAUGAACGAUAUUCAUACGCAGAGAGACGCUUGCUUGCUAAUAACUCUGAAUCAUCGGAAAAUUGGACGUUGGAAUACGCUAAGCUGAAGGCCAAGGUUGAGCUUCUGAAAAGGAAUCACAAGCACUACAUGGGAGAAGAUCUUGACACAUUGAGCUUGAAAGAUCUGCAGAAUUUGGAGCAGCAACUUGAUUCUUCUCUUAAACUAAUUCGAUCCAGAAGAAACCAAUUGCUGUACGAAUCGCUUUCUGAGCUUCAAAAAAAGGAAAGGGCGAUUCGCGAGGAAAAUAACAUGCUAGCAAAGAAGAUCAAGGAGAAGGAGAAGAGUGCUGCAGCAGCAGCGGCAGCACAACCACAGGCACCAUGGGAGCAGCAAAAUCAUCAAGUCCCUCCUGGCUCAUCAUCCUUCCUCUUUCAACAGCCAUCUCUUCCAGGCUUAAACAUUGGGGGGAGCUACCAAGGAGGAGAAGCAGCAGAUGAAGCAAGGAGGAACAACAAUGACCUAGACCUUAAUCUUGAUUCACUCUAUCCUCCAUGCCAUCUUGGAUGCUUUGCUUCAUGAACCAAUGAAUCUAUAUAUAAAAUAUAUUAUAUAUAGUACUAAUUAAGUAUGUUAUUAUUAAUGAUUUCAUCUGCCCUCCGUGUUCUGGGUAACUACCCUAUAUAUUCAAGUACUGUGCUGUAAGUGAAACUAAAUAAUUAAGACACAACAACUCUUCGGAGUUCCUGAUGAUGUUUGUGACAUUUGAACCUUAUGGUGUAUAUUAUUAGUUUUGCCUUCUUAAUUGAUUGUUUAAUGAUA
This is a messenger RNA of Ipomoea nil (Japanese morning glory), 1117 nucleotides long. RefSeq names its product truncated transcription factor CAULIFLOWER A-like. Gene Ontology annotation, biological process: positive regulation of transcription by RNA polymerase II. The transcript is spliced from 8 exons. The record is from RefSeq and is a predicted model, not a curated record. Gene Ontology annotation, molecular function: protein dimerization activity; RNA polymerase II cis-regulatory region sequence-specific DNA binding; DNA-binding transcription factor activity, RNA polymerase II-specific. NCBI's taxonomy places the organism in Eukaryota, Viridiplantae, Streptophyta, Magnoliopsida, Solanales, Convolvulaceae. Gene Ontology annotation, cellular component: nucleus. The coding region runs from base 110 to 877 and encodes 255 amino acids.